Perkinsus marinus ATCC 50983 is the source of this 337-nucleotide messenger RNA. RefSeq lists its product as hypothetical. The annotation marks the transcript as partial. The transcript is spliced from 3 exons. The record is from RefSeq and is a predicted model, not a curated record. NCBI's taxonomy places the organism in Eukaryota, Perkinsozoa, Perkinsida, Perkinsidae.
AUUAGAAAGGAUCCUCGUCUACGGCGGCAGUCUUUUUCUUUCCUUAUGGCGGAGGAGUACCGAACUAGAAGAGAAAUCCUUUCAUGGCUUCUACCAUUUAUUAUCAUUGCUCUCACGACGACAUCAUGGCGACUGGCGAUUCAUCAACAACAAUCACUCUCAUUGACAAAAACCCUUCGUGAUGAAUUGAUAGUCCUUGAUAAGAGAGAACUUUUCUCCGGAGAGUGGGCAAUCGGAAGUCUUCAUCAAUGCUCUCCAAGGCCGUUACGUGAGGACUUCUCAUCGUGGAAUGUGAGUGCCUAUGAAGUGCGGCGCUGUCCAUCAAAGGACAUCAGAG